Messenger RNA from Solea solea (common sole), 1054 nucleotides. It is a transcript of the gene ptmaa, whose product is annotated as prothymosin alpha a. The transcript is spliced from 5 exons. Bases 97 to 414 code for a protein of 105 amino acids. Gene Ontology annotation, biological process: negative regulation of apoptotic process; positive regulation of transcription by RNA polymerase II. Gene Ontology annotation, molecular function: histone binding. The record is from RefSeq and is a predicted model, not a curated record. NCBI's taxonomy places the organism in Eukaryota, Metazoa, Chordata, Actinopteri, Pleuronectiformes, Soleidae. Gene Ontology annotation, cellular component: nucleus.
UGCUGAGGACGCUCCGUCUGCUCCGGGUUUCCGUUUUAAUUUCACAUCUCUCUGUGUGACUGGAUAUUAUUAAGUAGUUUCUUUUGCAUCAGUAACAUGGCGGACAGUAAAGUGGAGAGCAGCGGGGAACUGAGCGCUAAGGAGCUGAAGGACAAGAAACAGACCGAAGAGGCCGAGAACGGAGAUGGAGACACUGCCGCCAACGGCAAAGCUGACGAGGAGAACGGUGAGCAGGAGAAUGAGGUAGAGGAGGACGUGGGAGAGGACGAGGAGGACGAGGAGGGAGAAGGUGAGGAAGACGAGGACGAUGACGACGACCUGGACGGGCCGAGGGGGAAGAGAGCAGCGGAGGACGAUGAUGACGAUGAUGAGGAGGACGAAGUGGAAACCAAGAAGCAGAAGACAGACAAGUAGAGCUCGGCCGGGCUCGGCCGCGCUGUCUGGAGGACAACGACGCCACCCAGAGGGCAGACAGCCGGUUGUGUUUUUUUGUCCCAGCAAACCUCCGACACCUCAGUCCUCCCUUCUUCAAACGAGAAUGAGAAAUACUUUUACAAACAAGAAUACGUUUGUAUUUUUAUUUACAUUUUAUAUUUUUGUAAAUACUGCAAGGAGGUUUGGCCAUUUUGCAACAACAGCGAGAUCUUUUUUCUGGGUAUCAAGUGGUGCUUUGAGGACUUUUAGAUCCAGACUCAAUCAUCAGCCGUCCACAUUCAGUAUCAGCCAAUCAGAGGCAUCCGCCCUCCCUUAAGCUCCACCCCUUCCUCCCUCCCCUCCCCUGUUCUUUUCUUCCACUAGGUUUCUGCUUAGGUUUCCCGUAGGGCGUGUGUUGACGUGUAGUGGCGUGGGGGAAAGCGACCCGUGUGUGUGUGUGUGUGUGUGUGUAUUCCCGGUAGUUUGUGUGUGAGAUUCCCGAGGCUGUAGUUCCUGCCGUCCGUCCGUCUGUCACUGUCUGUCGCUCCGUCCGUCUGCCCGUCCGUCAUGGCCAGAUGUUAAUACUGUUUCUUCUGUCUGUGCUGUUUCGUUGGAACAAUAAACGGUCGUUGGAUUUUGA